AUGUCUUUCACUAAAGCUCCCCAGCUCAAAGUCCUCAUCAACGGCGCUGGCAUCGCAGGAUCAACUCUUGCCUAUUGGCUAGCCAGGACACGUCUCAACGCGUCCAUCACUGUCCUUGAGCGCUCCCCAUUUCCUCGGCCAACUGGCCAGUCCAUCGAGAUUCGCGGUGCAGCCAUCUCCAUUGUUGAAAAGAUGGGGCUGUUGCCACGUGUGCUCGCACGCAACACCACAGAAGAGGGCACGCGCUUAGUUAACGCCUCCAACAAGAUUGUCGCCGAGUUCGGGAAAGGCGAAAAUAGUUUCACAUCCGAGUAUGAGAUUCUGCGAGCCGAUCUAUGUGGAUUGUUUCUGGAUGCGACAAAGAGCAUGGCGAACGUAAAGUACGUGUACGGCGACUACGUUACAUCAGUGGAACAAACAGACAAGACAGUUAGUGUGACCUUUGAUAGUGGAAAGAAAGACAGCUUCGACCUUGUUGUUGGUGCAGAUGGCUCAACUUCACGGAUCCGAUCUCUGAUCUUGGACGAAGAAGCGCGGAAGGGCAGCUACAACUUCAUCGGCCAAUACAUCGCAUACUUCAGCAUUCCACGAGAAGAAUCGGACACGAAACAUUGGUACUGGUACAAUGCGCCCAAAGGCUUAGGCCUCAUGACACGACCGCAUCGUAAUGGAAAGACCAUUGGAUGUUAUAUGUGCAUCACCACGCCAGCACAUGGACAUCGCGAUCCCCUCGCCGAACAAGCGAUGGAAGGUGGACCUGAAAAGCAGAAACAGUUACUACAUGCAUACUUCAAAAAUGCAGGAUGGCAAGCUAAGAGGAUGUUAGCCGGAGUGGGUGGAUGCGACGAUUUCUACAUGAGCCGUGCAGCGUACGUCAAGCUUCCUACAUGGACGAAUAACCGCGCUGUGCUUCUCGGUGAUGCAGCGCACGCGACAUUCGGCGUCGGAACCACACUCGCAGUCGAGGGCGCAUACUUCUUAGCAGGUGAGCUUGGCAAGAUGCAAAGCAGCGACGACGUUCCGGCAGCGCUUAAGAGCUUCGAAGAGGCUUUCCGCAAGAUCCAAGGAAAAGACGAGGAUCUGCCGCCUGGCUUUCCUCAGAUCGCUUUCCCACAAACAGCCUGGGGAAUCAAAGUGCGCGACUCGCUUGCGUGGACUAUUUGGAAGACAAAAGCGUACAAGCUGCUGCCAAACGAUCGUGACCAGCCGGACGAGUCGACGCUGCCGGCGUACGAGUGGGUUACUGUAUGA
Messenger RNA from Alternaria atra, 1251 nucleotides. RefSeq lists its product as uncharacterized. The record is from RefSeq and is a predicted model, not a curated record. The transcript has a single exon. Gene Ontology annotation, molecular function: FAD binding. Bases 1 to 1251 code for a protein of 416 amino acids. NCBI's taxonomy places the organism in Eukaryota, Fungi, Ascomycota, Dothideomycetes, Pleosporales, Pleosporaceae.